This is a messenger RNA of Columba livia (rock pigeon), 11126 nucleotides long. RefSeq names its product ring finger protein 217 (gene RNF217). Lineage: Eukaryota; Metazoa; Chordata; Aves; Columbiformes; Columbidae. The record is from RefSeq and is a predicted model, not a curated record. Gene Ontology annotation, molecular function: ubiquitin conjugating enzyme binding; ubiquitin protein ligase activity; zinc ion binding. Gene Ontology annotation, biological process: ubiquitin-dependent protein catabolic process; positive regulation of proteasomal ubiquitin-dependent protein catabolic process; protein polyubiquitination. Gene Ontology annotation, cellular component: cytoplasm; ubiquitin ligase complex. The coding region runs from base 325 to 1728 and encodes 467 amino acids. The transcript is spliced from 6 exons.
GGGGAGGGCCGGGGCGGCUGCGGGGCGCGGCCGGGCGUGCUGCCCCGCCGCACCAGGGUCGGCUGCCCGCGUCGUCCCCGGCAUGGGGGUCGGGCUCCGGCCGAGACCCGGCGGGUGGCGCUGACUUGAGCGGCACCCGCCGUUCACUCCUCCGCGCCCGCAGCCUCGCAGGGAGGAGGCCGGGCGGCGGCGGCCGGCGCCCGCGGGCGGGCGGGCAGGCGGCGCGGGGCUCAGCGCGGCGGGCCGCGGGGCUCGGGACCCGGAAGCAGAAGCGGGGCCGGGAGGCGGCUGGAUGGGAAGAAGCGGCGGCGGCGGCGGGCGGCGAUGGGGGAGCAGCAGAGCUCGCUGAGCGCCCCGAGGGCGGCCGCCGCCGCCGCGCCGCCGAGCCCGGCCGGGGACCCGCGGGAGCCGGGCCCGGACGAGCCGUCUCCACUGCGGGAGUUAGCUCCGAGCGGCGGAGCGGCUGGGCCGGGGCGAAGCGGGGAGCCGCCGCCGUCUCCCGCCAGCCCUGGGCGGCGAGGGGCUGAGGAGGAGACGGAGGCGGCGGCCGAGCCGGAGCAGCCGCCGGCCGUGGGGGAGCCGGCGGCCCUGGCGGAGGAGGGGCCGGAGGAGGGCAACGGCCGCCGCCGCCCCCCGCGGCGGCACGUGUACUGCACCGUCUACUGCGUGGAGAACGACCGGCCGGCGGCGGCCCCCGCCUCCUCCGGCGGCGGCCCGGGCGGCGGCGGCCUGGGCGUGGGGCAGCCCCCGGCGCGGCGCGGGGUGGUGGCGGGCAGCGACCCGCUGUCGGCGGGCGGCAGCAUCGAGGUGGUGGACUUGUACCUGCUGCCCGAGCCCUUCUCCGGGCUGAUCGCGGGGGAGUUCGGGCCGCUGCUGGUGCUGAGUUGCCGAGUGUGCCUGGAGGAGAAGCCCAUCAAGCCCCUGUCCUGCUGCAAGAAGGCGGUGUGCGAGGAGUGCCUCAAGCGGUACCUCAGCUCCCAGGUGCAGCUGGGACAAGCGGAUAUAAAAUGCCCGAUCACAGAGUGCAAUGAACACCUGGAUGAAACAACUGUCCUCUAUAACCUGCCCCACGAUGACAUCAUCAAGUACAAAUAUUUCCUGGAACUCAGCCGCAUUGACUCCAGCACCAAGCCAUGCCCCCAGUGCAAGCACUUUACAACCUUCCGGAGGAGAGGCCACAUUCCUACCCCUGCCAAAUUGGAGAACAAAUACAAAAUCCAGUGUCCGUCUUGCCAAUUUGUCUGGUGUUUCAAGUGCCACUCUCCCUGGCAUGAAGGUGUUAACUGCAAAGAGUACAAGAAAGGAGACAAGCUGUUGCGUCACUGGGCCAACGAAAUCGAACAUGGGCAGAGGAAUGCCCAGAAGUGUCCAAAAUGCAAGAUCCACAUCCAGAGAACAGAAGGGUGUGACCACAUGACUUGUUCACAGUGUAACACGAAUUUUUGUUACCGUUGUGGGGAGAGAUACCGCCAGCUCCGGUUCUUCGGAGAUCACACGUCAAACCUCAGUAUCUUUGGAUGCAAAUACCGCUACCUCCCCGAGAGGCCCCAUCUAAGGAGAUUAGUGCGAGGCUCUGUCUGUGCUGGAAAACUACUCAUUACACCCCUAAUACUGGUUCUGGGACUGGCACUGGGAGCCAUAGCUGUUGUAAUAGGUUUAUUUGUGUUUCCUAUCUAUUGCCUUUGUAAAAAGCAGAGGAAAAGGUCACGGACAGGUAUGCCCUGGUAAGGAUGGACCUUACUCACCUGAACUGAGCUGGUCCUGCAAGGGCUACAUGUGCUUUGUGCAACUGAGCAAUACAGUGCUGGUGACAGCGUCAAAGCCACCGCCCUGGAAGAAGAAGAACGGGAGAUCUCCUGCCAUCUUCCCUCAGCCGAAAACACUACUGCAGACCGGAAAGCCUCUUUGCUCUGGUUCACUCUGAACAAGAUGGACCCCCUGACUGCUGCUUUUUAAACGUUUUGUUUGGGUUUUUUGUUUUGUUUUUUAAUUAUUACUUUGGAGGGUUUUUUGAGUCUAAGUUUCUGAACUAGACAAUCAAAGUCUGUAUUGUAGCCAGAACUCUACUACCGACUUGGCCUGUGAAGAAAGCAUUUAACUGCUAACACGUGCUCCGUUUAACUUCAGUGUCGGCCUUUAAUGGGGAAAUGCUUAGAAGUGUUUGGACUCUUACUGUGUACUGAGCAUACUACUUUUGGUAUUAAAAACUACUUCUGUAAAUAACUUCCAUCCCACAGCAUUCUGUUCAGCAUACCGAAACUCCGGCACAUGCCAGAGCACGACAGCUGGUUAUCUUCUGAGUCCUCCUGCUAGUGAGCAAGAGUGUAGAUUGUCCCCUCCAAACUGCAGUGCCUCGGAGGGAAACAUCCUUAGUAGUGAAGCUCUGUCACACUUGAGAAUAUGCUGAUUGGUUUUGCUUUAGUAUUUUGUUUAUAACAGUGUAUUAAUAGUGAUUGGGGGGAUGAUGGAUUUGUUGGAAGAAAACAGCAUUUUGAAACUUGCACAGUACAGAAAGAAUGUGAAGGGUGUAGAUAAGAAGAGGUGUCAGUGUCCUGUCCCAAGAUAUCCAUGAAACAUGAUGCAGGAUGUACCAGGAAAUGCGGUAAAGCUGGAAAAAAAAAGCUGCUCUUUUGUUCUGACUUGGCAUAUAAUACACAUGCUACUCACUAGCUGUGUGAAGAUUGAAUUGACAAAAUUUUAUAACCUAAACAGCACAUUUUGGUUUUUUGUUUGUUUGAAGUAGGCUACAGAACCCUUAGAGCAUUCUUAUGAUGUCUCAUGAGGAAAAAUCUGUGAAUUUUGGUUAAGAGGAGGGAUCAUGAAUUUUUAGGGGACCAUUUCAUUCUUAUUCUCUGCUUCCAGUGUUUCUCUUCCUGCCAUGUUACAAAUCUGAAGAGAAUACCUAUCCUUGCUCUUUUUCCUAACUUCAGAGUACCACUGGUUGCCACCAGGCCUCUUUUUCAGCGUAUGGCCAAAAGAACAAAGUAAUUCAGAGUUACGAUUCAGCUACUGAGGUUUUUUUUCACUUUUAGUUAUAAUCCAAAUUUAUCAUACAAAUAUAACUUAGAAGAAAAAAAUAGAAUAAAAUUAAUUUGUGUAAGCAGAACACUGAAACAGUAAAGAAAGGAACUGAAUAAGAUAAAUAUGUACUUUAUACUUUAAAAAUAUAAGCUGAUCUUAGAGAAGAUUGGAUUUGUACUGUUGAAGGUACUUUUUUUUUUUCCCCAGUGUGUGUUUGAAGAUACAUAUAUAUAUUUGUGUGUGUGUGUAUAUAUGGGGAGAGGGGGAAGCAGGGAGAUGGGCAACGUCCCAAAGAGUGCAUAAACUUCAAAAUUUAGGCCUGCAAGUAGCGUAUCAUUUGAGAGGAUGUGUUUUGCACCGCUUUCUUUGAAAAUUGUUAUUAAAUCUGAAUCUAGUUGUAGCUUCUAAGUAAACAGUGUUCUGCCCCACCAACUUAGUACUGUUAGAAGACACUCAUUUUGACUUCAAAGCCUGGGUGGAAGAAACUGAUGAAUUCUGUUUACCUGGAAACACAAAUAUCAACUUACCAUAGUUGGCUACUAUGCUUGUUUACUGUCAGCUUCUGGUUUUGUUUUCUUGGGUUUUUUUUCUUGUUGAACAGUGUGUGCAAGCACACCGUAGUAGUCAACAAGUACCUAAUAUUUCCAUUUGAAUUUAAGGGCAUGUUGACCCUGUUGUCCUAACAGUAGAAAUAGUACCUAAGAUUUGUAAAUUAAGCGGGGAGGCAAUGACAUUUAGAAGUAAAGUUCAAAGCAUAUUGUCAAUGCAAAUCCACCCAUUAAUUAGAUUUCUUCUUCUGUGACACAUCAGUUUUCUAUUUAUGUUCUGUCUGAGGUUGGAAGCUGCCUUAAAAUCGGUCUUGGUUUUGAGUGUGUUUUCUGAGGCUGUACGUAUCAGUUGUCUUUGACUUACUCAGGGAUUUUUAUUCCUUUCUUUAAAUGUCAAAUAGAAGAUAUUUUUGUAUUAUUUAGAAAAACCUUCAGACCUCAGAGAGUGAGAGAGAGAGAUAGAAUGGGUUUGCAGUGCAGUCUAUAAUGUGGUGUCAAACUAUUCCACUUGAGAAUAUUUUAGUACUUGAGAUUACCUGUAAUUAACUAUACAGUUGAUUAAUUUCUUUUCUGGUUCUUUAUAAGUAUGUGAGAUAUUCCUACAGUUUUGUAGCUGUUUUCGCUCUGCCAUGUUUGCCAUUUUCAGUUUCUGAUGGGAAUUCACCAAGAUCUGAAAUUAAAAUGCUAGUAUAAAGAGCAUAAAAGGGAAGAUAAUAGAUCUGUACUUAUUGAUAUUCAGAACACAUAUCAUUGUGGGUGAAGGAAAGGAACACACAUCUUGACUCCUACAUUAUCAUUUCAUCUAGACCAUUUUGAUUUUAUUGGAACAGAUUAAAUCAAAGGGAAAUUGUUCUUCAUUUUCUACACAUAGAAAAACGAGGCAUCUUUGACCUUGUAAAGUUGAAUCUAAUCUUGCUUUCUCUGUAGAAAAAAAAUAAGAAUGACAAUAAUAUGUGCUUUUGCUUUUCUGCAGAAGAGGAAAAAAUUUCAAGAACCAGGCAGAACAGGGAUAUGGAAGUCUUUUCCAUCCCUUUAAAAAUAUCCUCACUUGAAUAAUGCAUAAAUACAAUUUUUCAUCAAUAUUAUACAGCAUAACCAACUGAAAUAUGAGAAGUAGUUUAGUACAAAACUUCAUUCAGUAAAAUGUUAGCUUUCAAACAGCUUUUCUCGUAUCAUAGGAAAUCUUAUAUACAUCAAAGUCAUGUCAUCUGUCUUACAAGCAUUAAUUUAUCAGUUUGAAAGAAAUGGAAUUAACUUUGGCAAUUCAAGGAUGUUUUUAUUUAAACUUUUUUCAUAACUGUAUGGAAACUAUCGGACUGUUCUGCUCCAUCUUUAUUAGCAGAAAGCUUCAGCAAGCAGCUGAAUUUGCCUGCAAAGGCAGAUUUUGUGCUACUGUAUGCUGAUCAUCAGGAUUGCUUUCACCACAUUUAAUAUUUAAGAUUAUUUAUCCUUGUGAGAAGUUGUUGCUCACCGAUAUCGGUGUUCAGACUAGGAAAUGCUUAAAUCCAUUCUACACCAGCUUUCUAUUCCUGGCUCGCCUGGAAAAGGGUUUGCCCAGGCACUGAGGUAUCUUUGCAGGUGUGAGGUGGGAGCUGCGCGUACCUGGUCCUGCUCUCUUUCUCCACUCCAAGUAAUUAGUUGUAUUUCAUUAAUUGGGUCAAGUUUCAGGACUUCUCGACCAUGUCAGGGGCAGCGUGAGUCUGAGUGCUGCGGACUCUCAGGGCACGGUUAGGUAUGUUUGCAGAGCUUAGCCAGGAGCUUGUGACUGGAAAAUAAUUGUGCUUUUCCUUGUGUCAGAUCCCCAUUAGCCAGUGAGAAGAUGAAACUGAGUAAGAAUACAAGCAAGAGGUAGGGCAAUUCUAAACAGCCUCAUGUUCUAGUUACACACAAAAAAGUCUUCAGUUCUCACCCUCUUUAUAAUAAACAGCAUAUUCAUAUAUUUUAAAUAUUGUUAAAAUACAGCGCACUUUGAUCUAUUAUCUUCCUUUGGGGCAGUGCAAGUGUGUAAGUAAGGGAGGAUUUUGAUGUUACUGAUGCCGACUUUGUAACUCUUUGUGGCAUGCAACGUUUUUUUUUGUUUUGCUUUAAUUUACAUCUAUCUAUUGUUUCUGAAAGUUUGAUCAACGUGAAGAUUUGCUUUAUUAAAAAUAUUAACCUGCAGGGACUAUUGCCAAUUUGACUAGCAGAUAUUUUGGAUCACCAUCAGGUAUUCUUUUUAGCCAAGGGGCUUUCUGCUCUUCCAAAGACUGCCAUAGCUCCUACGGUGUUAAGUGGUGUGUGGGUAGGGCAGUAAUUCUGUCAGAGGAUACAAAUUCUUUAGUGUUUGAAUGGUUUCUCUUGCCAGUUAGAUCUGAGAAACUGUUUCGUAUUCAAUAGCCAAAUAGUUUGUCAUGCAGACUCUGAGUUUUUUAAAAUUUAGUUGUGGUGGUUUGUUUCUUGAGCAAAGCUUGUGUCAUUCAUAAUGCUUGGUAUGAUAAUUGUGUAGCUCCAAGUUGUGGUAAGAACCAUGGGUUACUGUUACUUUUAUAAGCUAUAGUAGAUCUCUGAUUUUGCUAAUGCGAAGAAUCCUUUGGAAACUAUUAGAGAGAUAAUUUCUUAGUUUCUUUUAAGUUUGCAGCUUUAUAGUUGGAGCAGGUCAGCAUCAUUCCUGAGAUCAGUCAUGGCCUCAUUAAACCAGAGAAGUCAUACCCAUUUUUAUGCCAGCGUGAAAUUUGGCCCCAAAUACUUUGAUAAAAAAUCUGCAAGUGUGUUGAUAGCCAUUGUGCAAGAGCUUGCAAAUCUGGUUCACUUCUUCAGAAGUGCAAACUACCAUGGAGCCCAUCCUCUUACUUGCAGAAUGAUAGUAGAGCUGGUUAAUAAAAAGUGCAGGAGAGAGCAGGGAGUAGGGAAGAAUUUCCAAACAACGUUUUUAUUAAAGGAAAUAAAUUGUCAGGGAAAGGAAUACUAGUUUUCAAUAUAGUAAAGAGACUUUUGUAAUGUUUUGAGUCACCACUCAAGUUAGAAACAACAUCCCUAGACAGUGUUAAAUAAUGUAUCUUAAAAUUCUCCUCUCUUCAGUGCAACAGAUGUGAGCACAGUAUAAGAAUUGGAAUUACACCUGUUCAAUGUUUUUUUGACUUAACAGAUGAAUUUGAAAAAGAGGGCACAAAACAUUUAAAAAGUUAUGUUGCUGAUAUAUUUGGUGGCUUGUCUUGCUACCAUUGUAUGAAAAAACAGCUUAGACUUGAUUCAUCUGCAAGACUAGCGGUGUUUUCACUUAAGUACUAAGCUAUAACACAACAGGCCCAAACUUUUUUCUUAAUAAAACUAACAAAUGCAGCCUGUUGCAGUUACACAGGACUUCCUGGCUCAUUCUUCAUUGUCAUUCUGUGCAUAAAGACUCAGGAUCUAUACAUUCUCUCUCCAGUAAGGAAUGGAGUGCUCAUAUUAAGCAAUUAAUCACUGAUGCUCCUCUUAGCCUGACAGUGAAACACCAUAAGGGAGGGAAAUGAAAACUGAUCUUGGAGUGCAUGCUCUGGUUUCAAAGGUAAAAAUGUGUAGUAAGCUUUGGUUACUUACUCCCUAGUAACAAAUAAAUACAUACAUUUCUCAGCAGAAUUCCAGCUGUUUGUUUCUAAAUAUAUCUAUAAAAAGAGAUUAGUUAUAAGAGCAAUUAGUUUAUUUAAAAAUGCAUAUUGUGCAAAAGAAAACCUUUUUGGAGCUUAUUUGGCUUAUCAAAACUUGAAAAAAUAUUCUGAAGUGUUUUGGAUGGAUCCAAGUCAGAAGUGGGAAAAAUUAUUGUGUAAAAAUAUUUUAUAUUUUUAGCAUAAACAUGGAUUUUGCACAUACUUGCUUAAACACAGUGGCAUGCUAACCCCGUUCAGUGUUUAACUUGUUGAAAACUUGUUAGACUGAAAAUAGUAUUGUUGCAAUUUUAACCUGCAGUCACUGAGCAUGAUGUUACUAAUAUGAUGCCACAUUUACCUCAUUUUUAGAAGGAAAAUCUACUUACAGAAUGCAAACAAGCUGUUGAGAUAUUUUAAACUUGUCCUAUACAAGUGCUGAUGCAGUCAAGAAACAUUUUCAUGCCUUAUGCAAGUUCUGGAUAAGCAGAUGGAUCCAGUCUUUAGUCAUGGAGUAUCUUUUUGGGUAAAAAAUGUGCUCUUAAGAGUUCUUCAUAUCAAUUUACAUUCUGCUGCUUCAUGUCCAGAAAUUGCAAGUACAGGGGUAGAUCUACAUUUCACUGUGUUUACCAUCUCAUAAGAAAAUGUUUACCAUAUUUCUAUUUGUUACACACUUUAUUUCUAAGGCUCUCCUUUUCCUUUGAAUUUUGUAAUUUGAAAAUGACUUGUGAAAACAGCUGAAGUUGGACCUGGAAAAUGUGGUCUCAUGAGAGGUCAUUUCAGUAAUGCUUUGCUGAGCUAUACUAGUUGUAUUUUAAUUACUUAAAUGCAAAAUGCUGAAAGGACUUUUAGCUUUUCAUUUUUUUAAAUGUAAUUAUACAGCAUAGUCAUGUUUGUUACAUAACUAACCAUCUGAAUCCAAAUAACUUCUUAAGGUAUUUAUUCUUUUGACUGUGGUAGAGUUGAGAAUAAUAGGUGCUGAGAAAAAGAAAAUAUGAUCUAUGUUUCUGAGGAUGUUGUCCAAGCUGAACAUUGUCUUAAUUCCAUGAUAAUUCAAUGAGAAAUCUUCCCCUGCCCCAUCUCUUUUAUAUAUUUUAAGGUAAAGAAUUCCCUUUAAAAUAAUGUUAAUUUAAAUGACAGGAAGUCAGGGUAGUGAGAUGAUCAUUUUCAUCCUACAGGCUUCUGGCACAACUAGAGUGCCGCCUAAACACUGCAGGUUCAUCAAGAAAGUAAUUCCUAACUCCACAUUUGGGCUACGUACAAACAGGACACAUGAGUGAUUACAAACUUUCUGUAGUAUAUUUAUUUGAUGGCUAAGAAGUUAUAAAAACCGUGGUUAGGCAAUACCCAUGUAAUCAAUGCUUGAAUUCCAGUAUUCAGUGUGUUUUGUAUAAUGAGGAAUUUUAAAUGUGUAAGUGCCUUAUUGCUUGAAACAAAUGAAAAGUGUUUGUUUCCCUCCAUAAAGCAAUAUGGGAAUUUCUGUUCUGUGUACUCCUAUCAACAUGUAAAGCCAAAGUAGCCAAAUUUUGGUUUGCUCAGAAAGUUGAAAAAUGUUACAUUAGUGAAAAAUUUAUCUUUAUAUGAUCUAUAAAAGUAAUUUGGCAUGCCCGUUUUAAUUCUGAUGAUCUUGAUCUCAUUUUUGAGUUUUCUACCUUGCUGUUUACACACCACAUGCCCCACCCCCUGUCUCCUUUCAGACUUCUGCAUAAAUGCAUCUUAUAUGUGUUGUCAGAACGAGUUGGGUCUUCCAGCAUAACCAGAUAGGAGUUUUCAGCCACUUAAAGAAAUGCAACUUCUUUGGAAAAGAGAAUUCAGCUGCAGUUAGGUUAGACCACAGCCCAUGGUAUGUGUACCCUCAAACAAGCCCUGUUUGCACUAAUUGAUGAAGCUGGAAGCACUGAGGAGCGAGGUGUGCAAGUGCACUGUAGCCCAGAGCAGUGUAACAGCAUUUCAGUGGUAUCCAACCUGAACUAAUGUAUCCUGUUAAUAUAAGUUGGUAGUUUCUCUAAGGUUUGGGUAUCCUGAUGGAGUAAACCAUCAAACAAGCUUAGUGGAGCAGCUCUGGGAUCUCUGCCCAGCCCUCCAUUGCAUAGUGGAAAGUGUGAUAUGCAAAAGUAGUUAUUGCUCUACCAUCUUCAGAUGGCUUCAAAAUGGAUACUGUAGGGUUUGUUUCUUCUGCUGGGAUUACUUCCUUUCCCAGAAGACAGUGGAAUGUUGCCUUUUAAGAUCUACAUUUUCUAAAGGACCUGGUUUUUUUUCUUACUAACAUUGCUCCCAAUUUGUCCAUUUAUUGGAAGUCAGGUGCCAAGAAUAAGAUACUUUUCUAAAAUGAUCUUUAAUAAUAUGAAUUGCUGUUAGAAAAUAUCUUUUAAAAAUUAUUGAAGUUAUAAAGAGGUACUUAUCAGAAGGUAAUUGAGAUAAUAAUAGGGGGAGUAAGAUGAAAAAUUAUGCUCAGAACAUCCAUCUGUUGUAGUUUCAUAAUCAUAAAAUGGUUUUACUGUGUUCAGUUUCCUCCACUAAGAAUUUGUGAAGGAAGGAAAGAACAGAGGGAGAAAUGAAGAUGAGAAGAGUAUCUCUUGGAACCUUCUCCUGAAAUUGUGAGUUUUUCAGAACUGUAGAAGAGGCUUUCCCCAGCAGCCCUCUCCCACCCCCCACAAGUUCUUCAUUAGUAAUAUAGCUGUUAUUUGCAGUGUUAUCUCUUCAUGAAGCAUCAAAUGAAAGCAUCUAAUCAGGAUUCAGCUUGCAUAUCAGAAGGUUUUGGUGAUGGGAGCCAUACUGUAAUAAAAUUAUGAGUGAAUUAUCACUCUUACAGAUAUCUUUUAUUUCAGUAUUAUCUCCAAUGAUUAGGCAUUAACUAAGUCAUUCUGUAACCCAUUGAAUUGGAGGCACCAUGUAUCAAAAUAAUUCUUCAAUCUUAUGAGUUACUGUUCAUUUAAAAAAGUUAUUCCCUUAAAUUCUUCUCUCUUAAAACCAGCAGGAACACAACCAAAUAAUGAAGAAGUUUCCCACUAUCUUUCUCUUGCAAUUAGCUGAUAACUGUAUUUUUUUUGUUGCAUAGUAUUGCAACAAUGGUCUUCAUGCUGUAAUAACUUGACAAAUACAUUCAGUAGUCUCGGGAAAUACUUUAUUGAUAAUCCAUCUUCAAGUUGGUAUUCUAAAUGUAUGCCAAUCACUGUUGAGUGUGCUACCUUUGUGGCUGCUUUAGUUCGUGUCAGUGUUUUGUAAGGAUUAUUUCUUGCUGCCCUCUUCAGAGUGCCUUUUUAAUUUAAGAGGUCUAGAGACGGUUCACUGAAGUCUUCUGUUGAAUCUACCGUAGUAAUGUCUGAUUUUUAAACUCGUCCUGAUGAAUGUAUAACUAAAAUCCUGUUCUUUAAAAAGCUAUAGUAGACACAGGUUGUAUAUGCACAUGUACAUGCAUGGAUACAAGGGAAGGUGUUCUGCCAAUGUUUGUCCUGCUGGACAGGACCUUUUGAAAGUAAGUGAAUUUUUUAACAGUUUUAUUUUCAAAAUAUUACCUCACUAGUAUUCAGUAGUAGGUAUGUCUCUGUACUGCUUCACUUUGCUAAAUACAAUCAUAUCCAUGGUAGGCAGUUUAAUUUAAAAGACUCUGCAAUUAAUCUGGUUUCCAUAUAAAGAGUGAAGUUUGUAAGUCAAAACUUACAGUACUUUGUUUCCUUUAAAGGCAUUCCUUCCACUUACACUGAUAUCCCCAGCCCCUGUUACCGACAGACUGAAAAAGUGCUUCCCCAUGACGAAAUGGAAGAAUGCAAGGUAGCAUUUGAAUGCACUCCACCUGUCUUAGAGUCAAUAUUGAGAAAUAGGAGGGAGGGGGGUUGUGGAUUUAAUGACUUGUGGGAAGCCAUAUGCUGUAGAGUUUGUUCACUUGCACAAAAGGGGUUUUACAAUGUCAUCUAGUAACGUCUACCUAAUAAAGUUUUGAAAAAGAAAAAUAAAA